Baudoinia panamericana UAMH 10762 is the source of this 810-nucleotide messenger RNA. RefSeq lists its product as uncharacterized. Lineage: Eukaryota; Fungi; Ascomycota; Dothideomycetes; Mycosphaerellales; Teratosphaeriaceae. The transcript is spliced from 2 exons. The record is from RefSeq and is a predicted model, not a curated record. Bases 1 to 810 code for a protein of 269 amino acids.
AUGACCAAAUCACGCAAGCUACCCGCGAGGAGGUCGCACGACGAUGGUCUGCCUCUCCCGAAGCCCAGCAAAUGCGACGUGAGCAAGUCAAGGAGUUCACAAAUCGCAUACGACAAGGUGGUGCUGACUAUCAGAUUCGUCAAUAUCUGCAAACCCAGCCACAAGUUCAGCAGCAAAAAUCCGCAAAAUGGACGCUUCCAACCGAACAAUAUGUUCGAAAACCUCUCCUCCACGCGGCUGCCGACAUUGGCUGACAUGCCUCCACCCCCGUCGCUUACACCGUUGACAAUUCCGCCGCUUCCGAUGAUGGGAGGUUUCCCACCUAUGCCCGCAAUGCAGAAUAUGCAGCCACAAGUGUCGUCACGAACCUUUGACAUCCCAGGUGGUUCCGCCAACGAGCAUAACCUCAACUACUCUGGCCAAUUCGGCAAUGCCCAAGUCAGCUACAGCUCUAGCAGCUUCCCACGGAAGGUAGGCCUGGAGCCGCCACUAAUGCCACCAAUUGCAUCUCUUCAACAACAAGCGGCACCAUACCAGCCACAUGGUGAGUUUCCGGACGUUUCCAUCGCCAAUCAGGCUCUGCCACCUAACCAAGCAACCACUUCCGGCCCGCAGAACUCACGUCUCCACGACGCCUUCGCACAGCAGCUGAAUGAAGACACCUACUUCAGCAAUCCGUCUGGCGAACAGGACCAUGCGGCGCCAGAGGGCCGGUCCAACGAGGCCGCCGCUCUGAGCAGGCAGUCAAUAGAUGACCAUUUCAGUCAGGCUGGCGCAGAGCGCAAGGGCAGAAGAAAGCAUCGGAAGUAA